AUGGCCACCAGUGCUACUGCUGCAGAUGCUACUCCCUUAGUUACUACUGCUGAUGCUGCUCUCUCAGCUCUAGCAACAGGUUCUUCCUCUUGCAGUGGUUGUAAGUUCUUAAGAAGAAGAUGCAUCCAAGGAUGUAUCUUUGCCCCUUACUUCAGACAUCCGAGAGCUUUUGCAGCUAUCCACACAAUUUUUGGUGCCAUAAAUGUCUCUAAGCUCUUGGCUGGGCUUUCGGUUAAUAAUUUACAAAUUUAUCUAGUCUUUUUUAAGGAGGUUAAUAAUCUGCAAGUUCAAAAUUGGUUUCACCCAGAAACCAAUUCAAACCCAAUCAUCCCAGCAGCAAAUGUUUCAUUUUCUGGUUUACAGGAAGAUAAUUUUCAACAUGAUCCAAACCCAAUCAUCCUAGCAACAAAUGUCAAUGAAUUUGGAUUCAUCGUGUUCGGCAAUUAUUAUCAACAUUGA
Messenger RNA from Diospyros lotus (date-plum), 459 nucleotides. Its product is annotated as LOB domain-containing protein 33-like. Gene Ontology annotation, biological process: hormone-mediated signaling pathway; positive regulation of DNA-templated transcription. Gene Ontology annotation, cellular component: nucleus. Bases 1 to 459 code for a protein of 152 amino acids. The transcript has 2 exons. NCBI's taxonomy places the organism in Eukaryota, Viridiplantae, Streptophyta, Magnoliopsida, Ericales, Ebenaceae. The record is from RefSeq and is a predicted model, not a curated record.